CAAGAGCUUUCGAAGUCAUCGUGUAUCAUUCAUGAGACAUGGAGUCAUUCUAAGCGGCUUACUUAUGAGAAACCUCUGAUGAAGCUGAGACUCUAUCAUUUGAUAGCGGUUUCAAUACAUUUAAAUCCCAGGAUUGCUUCCCGAUCUUGCGCAUACUCCGCCGGCAUUACCGCCCGCCAUCAUCAUCCUGCUUCAGCCUGAUGCUAAUAAGACUUUCGCAAGAUGAUGAGGAUUACUGCAGACGAGGAUGAUGAUGACAUCUUGGUCAUCGGUAUUGACUUUGGCACAACUUACUCUGGUGUUGCCUGGGCUACCUUCGCCGACUUCGAGAGUGAUCAGGUCAACCUCAUUACUACCUGGCCUGGUACGGGCAGAGAAGAGGGUAAAGUACCGACCGAGUUGUUUUACGAAGAUGGCGAGAUGAUGUGGGGCUACGAAAUCCCGGUCGACGGCGAUCCCAUCCGUUGGUUCAAGCUCCUCUUGCUGAGAGACGAAGAUUUAGCUGAAGAGUUGCGCUCCUCUGAAUUCGUUCUCCGCGGCCGCAAGAUGCUGAAAGAAAACAACAAGAUGGCGACUGAACUCAUCGCCGAUUAUCUCCGAGCACUAUACACAUACAGCCUUCAGCAGAUCGUAAAGUCUCGCGGAGUCUCGGUAGUGGACGCUCUGAGAUUUCACGUGGUCAUCACAAUACCCGCAAUCUGGAAGGGAUAUGCUAGACAGAGUAUGGUAGAGGCCGUAAAGAAAUCUGGUAUACUCAGGCGACGACUUGCCGGAGAAACAACACUGAGCUUUGCGCCGGAGCCUGAGGCCGCUGCUUUAUCAACACUGUCUGAACCAGGUCGCAAGACAAAGCAAGGCGAUGUAUAUAUGAUAUGUGAUGCCGGAGGCGGCACUGUGGACCUAAUAAGUUAUGAGGUCAAUCAGACCAAUCCAGUCAAGAUGGGUGAGGCAGUCGAGGGCACAGGUGGCCUUUACGGAGGUAUCUUUAUCGAUGAAGGGUUUGAAGCCAUGUGCAAAGCCCGGCUCGGUAGAAGAUGGGAUCGUUUGAGCAAAGCAGGCAUCAAAGAGGUUUUGAAAGGCGAAUGGGAACAUGCCAUCAAGCCUCAAUUCAAGCAAGGCAACGAUGGAAAGGAAUACAUCGUCGGAAUCCCAGCUGAAGCCUUUGGGAAGACCAGUCUGGAUGACGACAGCCGAGAGCCAUUCAUCAAGAGAGGACGCAUUCAUUUCAAAAGUUCACACAUACAGCAGGCAUUUGUCUCCUCGUUCACUGGUAUCGAUCGUCUUGUAGACGAGCAAAUUGGUAAAGCAGCACAGAAGGGUCUGAAGAUGACGGGGAUCAUACUUGUUGGGGGUCUGGGCGCAAGUCCAUACUUGUAUGAUCAUCUGCAGGCCAAGCAUGCAAAGGCAGGAAUGAGCGUAUUGCAAUCCGGUGGGAUGAGGCCUCGAACCGCUAUUUGUCGCGGCGCGGUCUUCAAGGGCUUCCUCGAUGGGGUCUGCAAAGGCGAUCUCACCACUCCAAGCGGCGAUAUACUGGAAACCCCCAUCAUGAUCUCGUCGACGGUUUCGAGAGCUAGCUUCGGGAGCGUGUUCAGAUCCACAUUUGAUGCGACCGAGCAUCUUCAAGAGGACAAAGUAUGGUCUUCGGAAGAGCUCGAAUGGAAAGCCGACAACCAGAUGAGAUGGUAUCUCAAAAGGGGCGAAAACGUGUCCAAGAAGGACCCAGUUCAAUCAAAAUUCUACAAACUGCAUAGAACAGAUCCCGGACGCGACUUAACCAUCGAAUUCUUCCAAUGUCACGACAGAGAUGCGCCAACUCGGCGUACAUCGAGCGUCGUUCCACUGUGUGCGUUGAACUGCACAAUCGACAAACCCUUCUCGGAGUGGGACGACUUCGUCAAUUCGAAAGGCGAGGUCAUGAAGAAAUUCGACUAUAUGGUCGAGAUGACACCAUCGGGUGCAGCUGUUGAGUUCGUGGUGUAUCAUGGCCAGAAGAAAUUAGGUACGCAGAAUAUGAAGGUUUUGUUUCAGUGA
This is a messenger RNA of Alternaria rosae, 2031 nucleotides long. RefSeq lists its product as uncharacterized. The record is from RefSeq and is a predicted model, not a curated record. The coding region runs from base 223 to 2031 and encodes 602 amino acids. NCBI's taxonomy places the organism in Eukaryota, Fungi, Ascomycota, Dothideomycetes, Pleosporales, Pleosporaceae. The transcript is spliced from 10 exons.